CUCGAUCAUGUGGAAAAUUUCCAUUUGUGUCUUUCUGAAUUUCCUGGCAACUGCAACGAAAAAGCAUCCUCUGUGGCGAGGAAGAGGAGGAUUCUAUAUAGCGAAUCACUCCGCAGAGCACACUUCAUCGAAUCAUCGUUAAGCGAGAAUUAAAGUGGGUGGAACACAAAGGAGAACGAUGAGUGGAGACGAAGGACCACUGCCAUCUUCCUGUUCAUCAACUUAUCUCGAGUUCGAUGCCUUCUUGAGCUUCAAACAGGAAGACACCGGCGAUCUUCUUGCUGGCCUUCUGUAUGAAGCGCUGGUGGAUCGCGGCGUGCUGACUGUCUUCGAUGAGGAAGACGCGAAGAAGGAAGAGAACAUCAACCGGUUACUUACGUGCAUAGAGGUGUCGAAGGUCUUCGUGCCCAUCUUCUCCAUCAACUAUGCUCAAUCCAGAUGGUGCCUACAAGAGAUCGCCAAGAUGGUCGAGUGUAGGAGAUGCAUCGUCCCUGUUUUCCUUGGCGUCGAUCCUUCAGAAGUCCGAUAUCAAACAGGGACGUACGGCAGUUACUUUGCGCACCAUGAGGUGUAUGAAUCGGAAGAGGAGGUGGAGAAAUGGAGGCAAGCACUCAACGAAGCAGGGAGUUACCCUGGCUUCCAUUUCAGCAAAGAAAUCGACAGCAGGCAAGAAAAGAAGGUAAUCCCUCUUGUUGUUAAAAAGGUUCUUAAAAAGCUGAAGAAGACCUUUUCCAAUGUCGCCGAGCACCCAAUUGGCAUAGAAUCGCGUGUUGAGGAUGUCAUGCAGUUGUUGAACCUGGGGGAUGAAGGCCUCCUCGUGGUUGGAAUCCAAGGGAUUGGAGGGAUCGGGAAGACAACGAUUGCCAAAGCCAUUUCCAAUGAACUCUAUGACAGAUUCGAAGCCAGAAGCUUCAUUUUUGAUAUUAGAGAAAAAUCACGCUUACCCGGUGGCCUUGCCGCUAUGCAGAGGAAGCUCCAUGAAGAUAUUUCAAAAGAUUCUAUUUCCGCUGGCACUGCUGAAACGGGAACUCUGACGGAAAGAGUUCUUGUUAUUCUCGAUGAUGUUGAUCAUACGGACCAAAUUCAUUCAUUAAUGGGGGAGAAAGUUCAGUUUGGUCCUGGCAGUAGGAUUAUAAUCACAACAAGGUAUGAAGAGGUACUAGUUAUGAGUGGAGUGCACGAGGAUCAAAUCUAUAAGCCAAAAGUACUGGACAGUGCUCAAUCCCUCCAACUAUUCUGCUAUUAUGCUUUUGUGAGUGACCAGCCACCGCAAGAGUUUGCGGAGUUAUCCGGAAAGGUCGUGGAAGUUACUGGUGGCUUGCCAUUAGAGCUUGAAGUAUUUGGUGCACUGUUUUAUGACAUCAAAUCCAAGGAGGAAUGGGAGGAAAUGUUGAAAAAGUUGCAGGAAGUUCGGCAUGAGGAAAAUGUACAUAAAUUAAGAAUGAGCUAUGAAAGGUUGGAUGAAAACGAGAAGUGCAUAUUUUUGGAUAUAGCAUGCUUUUUCAUCGGACGAGGCAAAGAAUAUGCAAUGCAUAUGUGGGAGGACUGUGGGCUUUUCCCGCAUAGUGCAAUUGAGGUCCUUAUUCAUAAAUCUCUUGUUAGAAUCGAUGACCAAAAAGAUGAAUUUGCAAUGCAUGAUCAAAUUCGAGACAUGGGAAGGGAAGUAGUUCUAAGUGAAGGAAUCUGUCAGAGCAGGUUCUGGGACGUGGAUAGAGUCUCAAAGGCACUGCAAAACCAUGAUGAAACAGGGCAACAUAUUGAAGGCAUUGUGCUCAAUUUAGAAGAGGGGAGCUCGACGUAUUUGAGUGCCAAAGCUUUUGAAGCAUUAUCAAACCUUAGAAUGCUUCGUGCCAAUUUUGUCAAUUUUGAAGACUGUGACUUUCACCAGCUUCCAGAAAAGCUGAAAUGGCUGGAAUGGAGAGGAUGCCCGCUAGAAUCUCUCCCACUGAACUGCAAAUUUAAAAAACUUUCUGUCCUCAUUCUGUCUCAAAGCAAUAUUAGCCAAUUAUGGAAGGAGCAGUCAGGACCACCUCAAACUGAGCCAGACAUCUACUUGAACCAGAAAAAAGGGGUAUUUAAUGGAUUGAAAGUCCUCGAUCUCUCUUCUUGUUCUUAUCUCAGCAGCAGCCCUGGCCUUGCGAGUGUUCCAAACCUACAGAAGCUGAUACUUGAUUACUGCUCUAACCUAACUGAAGUUGAUGAAUCCAUUGGCUGCCUCAAGAACUUGACAUUCUUGAGUAUGAGGAUGUGUGAAAACCUGAAUAAAUUGCCCAAGAGCAUGCAUCAUUUGGUUUCACUUAAAAUCCUCAACCUGAGAUAUUGCUCCAAACUUUUUGCCUUGCCAGAGCAAUUCCCUUCUUCCUUGGUCACUCUUGAUGCCAAAGAUUGUACUGCUUUGAAAAUAACUCCUAAUUUCUCAAACUUGACAAACUUAGAGACAUUGAACUUACAAGGUUGCAAGAAUAUCAUCGGCUUUCGUGGUCUUGGAGACCUCAAAUCCAUAAAAUGCUUGCUUAUGGACGGAUGUGAAGGCUUUAGCUGUGGUUUCUUGGAGAGCUUCAAGGGUAAACGGUUUAAACACUUGGAGCUGCUCAGCACGACUGCUAGUUUGACUUUCUUCGAAUCAACUGAACAUUUCAUUUUCUUGUUGCCAUGUAGAUCUAACAAUGAUCCUCUGCUAGUGGACAGUGUACAUUGCCAUGGCCAUGCCGUCCGCCGUGAGGGCCAACAAAGCUGCAAUUCAAUACUCAUCUCCAUGAAAUUCCAUGAUGAUAAUGAGCUGGUCUUUGUGACAAAAAAAGAAGCUUAUCGUGACACCAAUAAUGAUCUCGGUGACCAACAUCGUGGAUAUUGCUAUUCUGUCAAUGUCAACGGCUUCGAUGAGACGGUUCCCUAUGUGGCAGCUCAAUGCGACAUGAUAAGUGUUUCAACGUCUGACGGGAGCUUGCUUACCAGAGUUGACAUUAAACUUCGUCACAGGGAUUACUGGACAAAAGCUGAGAGCCAUGUUCAGGAGGGUGGAAUUCCUUCUGAGACAUCAUCACCAUGAACAUUCAAGAAAUGAAUCAGACAAGUUGGGAGAUCAAAUCUUCUUCUUCGGAGUUUUCUAUGGAGCAUAGCAUGAUCUGUGGCGAUACGACCAACUUUGAUGCAUGGCCACAUUCCCGCUCAAUCACUUAACACAAAAGCCAGAUCAGCUCAAUUCGUGGCUCGGUUAAUUUGAUCUGAGCUGUGGUUGAAGAACGCAGUUCAUGUUGAUCAGCCACAAGCAAGUACGAGCCUUCCUGUUUGAAAAGAUCUUGUAUUUGUUUUCUCAGAUUUCUGAUUGUUUAGGCAUCUCAUCGUAUGGACAGGAGACAUAGAUGGACCUAAGGUCAAGGAGUGCUUAGGACGUUUUGUUGCCCCAAAUGUUGUAAAAAACCAGAUCCCAUCGCAUGUAAUGUAGGAUGUCUAAAUGAAACCACAACUGUAUUAGCCCAUCAGUUACAUAUUGGACACUAAUAAAAUAAUAAAAU
Nymphaea colorata (pocket water lily) is the source of this 3515-nucleotide messenger RNA. Its product is annotated as disease resistance protein RPV1-like. The transcript is spliced from 5 exons. Gene Ontology annotation, molecular function: ATP hydrolysis activity; ADP binding. Gene Ontology annotation, biological process: defense response; signal transduction. NCBI's taxonomy places the organism in Eukaryota, Viridiplantae, Streptophyta, Magnoliopsida, Nymphaeales, Nymphaeaceae. The record is from RefSeq and is a predicted model, not a curated record. Bases 179 to 3049 code for a protein of 956 amino acids.